Trichomonas vaginalis G3 is the source of this 288-nucleotide messenger RNA. RefSeq lists its product as uncharacterized. The transcript has a single exon. NCBI's taxonomy places the organism in Eukaryota, Parabasalia, Trichomonadida, Trichomonadidae. The record is from RefSeq and is a predicted model, not a curated record. Bases 1 to 288 code for a protein of 95 amino acids.
AUGAAUGCUCAACUUAGGUACCGGUCAAUGUUUACAUAUUCUGACACACUCUCAUCACCAGUUAUCGAUAGAGCUUACAACGCAUGCCGCAACGAAGUAAUUUUCAGUGGCAAUCCAUACACAGCAAAAUCAUACUUGCGAAACAUGGGUCUUAAAUAUUACAGAAGACAUAAUUUAUCUCUUGCCAACAGAAAGCGAAGCAUUCCAGCGCCUCCUUCACUAACGUCAAAACAUCACAAAAAUGUUCAGCACUGCAACUGCCGUAGACAAGCACGAAUAAGACAGUAA